Molecule: messenger RNA, 1366 nt
Organism: Apis cerana (Asiatic honeybee)
Lineage: Eukaryota; Metazoa; Arthropoda; Insecta; Hymenoptera; Apidae
Product: low molecular weight phosphotyrosine protein phosphatase
Biological process (GO): protein dephosphorylation
Cellular component (GO): cytoplasm
Molecular function (GO): acid phosphatase activity; non-membrane spanning protein tyrosine phosphatase activity
Source: RefSeq, a predicted model, not a curated record
AUUGGUAAACCUGCAUGAUCACAAAAUAUGUAGUCAUAUUAUAAUAGUCAUAUUAUAAUAUGCAGAUAAUCACAAAUAUUUUUUAUAAUUAAAAUUAUUUUAUCUCUUAUUAUAACUUAAUUUUUGUAUAAAGUAAAAAAAUCAUGACUGAAAAAAAAAGAGUACUUAUGAUUUGUUUAGGAAAUCUUUGUCGUUCUCCUAUAGCAGAAGCAGUUUUUAAUGAUCAAAUAAAUAAGUUAGGCUUAAGUGAUUCAUGGGAAGUAGAUAGUGCAGCUAUUAUAGGAUAUCAUAUAGGUAAAAACCCAGAUCAUAGAUCAAUGUCUAUAAUAAAAGAAAAAGGUAUCACCAAUUAUUCUCACAAAGCACGACAAAUCACAAGAGAUGAUUUUAUUAAAUUUGAUUGGAUACUUGCAAUGGACAAUAGUAAUAUUAAAUAUUUAAAUACUAUGAAACCUCCUAAUUCUACUGCUAAAAUUGAACUUUUAGGAAAAUAUGAUCCUCGAGGAGAACUUACAAUUCGAGAUCCUUAUUAUGAUGUUGACAUUGCUGGAUUUUAUAAGGUAUAUGAACAAUGUUUGCGAAGUUCAAAAGCAUUUUUGGAAAAACAUAAAAGAAAUAGUUGUCGUUCUCCUAUAGCAGAAGCAAUAUUUUAUGAUGAAAUAAAAAAAUUAAAUCUUCUUAAUUCUUGGGAAGUAGAUAGUGCUGCACUUUUGAAAUAUCAUAUAGGUAACAAUCCAGAACCCAGAGCUAUGUCUACACUUAAGAAAAAAGGCAUUGCAUAUUAUACUCACAUCGCAAGACAGAUAACAAAGGAAGAUUUCUAUAAAUUUAAUUGGAUAUUUGGAAUGGAUAAUGGAAUAGUUUAUAAUCUACUUCAAAUGCAACCAGAAGAUAGUCAAGCAAAAAUUGAACUUCUUGGAAAAUAUGAUCCAAAUGGAGAACUAAACAUACGAGAUCCAUUAUUUGUAAAUAUUAUUAUAUGUAUUUAUUUAUGUAUAAUAAUUUAUUUAUAUAUCAUUAUAUAUGUUAUAUAUUGUUAUAUAUUGUUUUAUACUAUAUAUUGUUUAUAUACAUAUAUUUUUUUAUAUUUUGUUUAAUACAUUUUUUUUAAUUGUAGGAUAAUGAUAGUGUUGGGUUUGAAAAAGCAUUUGAACAAGCUGCAAGAAGCAUAAAAAUAUUUCUAAAUCAACAUAUAUAUUUAUAAUGUUAUAUUUGCAUACUAAUUUAAUAAAUAAUAUAUUUUUUUAUUAUUUUGUUUUAAAAUAGUAAGAAAUAAUUUAUUUUAUAUAAUCUAUAAAUAUAUAACAUAAAUAAUUAUGAUUAUUAUUAUUAUAUAAAUUAAAAUAAUCCUUUAUGAACAAUGAAA